AUGACUAUGAAGACGGCGAUAGUCACAGGCGGCUGCAGCGGCAUCGGUCUCGGACUGGUGAAGCACCUCCUCUCGCAGCCGGACUGGCGCGUGGUGAUUGCCGACAUCCGGGCGGACGCGUACCCAGCAAUCGCGGGGGACCUUGGUGGUGACAGCAGCAGACACGUCUUCGUGGCCACCGACGUCGGGUCGUGGGAGUCGCAGGCGGCGCUGUUCCGAGAGGCGUUUGCCUGGUCGGGCGGGCGCAUCGACUUUCUGGCCGCCAACGCGGGCGUCGCCGAGAAGGAGCACAUCGUGCUGGCGAACCCGGCGGCGGCGGACUAUGAGGCCGACGAGCCCUCGAAGCCGCCCAUGCUGUGCACGCAGGUGAACCAGAUCGGGGUGUUUUACGGCCUCAAGCUCUUCAUCCACUACAGCCGGCGCACGGCGCGGGGUUUGCUCAAAACCUCGUCGUUGUCCCAAUCCGCCGUCGCGGCGGCGGGAUAUAACCCCAAGAUGGUCAUCACGUCGUCGUGCGCGGGACUGUACCCCUUCUCCGUGGCGCCCGAGUACUGCGCGACCAAGCACGCGGUGCUGGGGCUGACGCGGGCGGUGGGCCGCCUGCUGUACGAGACGGACAACAUUGCCGUCAACUGCAUCAACCCGGCGUACGUGGAGACGGGCCUGUCGCCGCCGAGCGUCACCGCCGGCUGGCCCAGGGAGUACAUCACGCCCGUGAGCACCAUGGUGCGGGCCUUUGUCGAGCUCAUCUCCGAGACCGGCCGGGUCGAGGGAGACGGCAAGUCCGAAGGGGUCGACGGCCAAGUCAAAACGGGCCAGAGCGUCGAGUGCGUCGUCGACAGGCUCUUUUACCGUAAACCUCCGGACUACGCCGACGAGAGCCAGCGCUUCCUCAUCGAGCAGACCUUGGACCUGCAGAACGGCCUGUGGUGGAAGGGCGCGCGAGAGCUUUUCGCAAAGAGACAGCAACAGCCUCCUGUUAUUUCCUCGCAGUAG
This is a messenger RNA of Fonsecaea pedrosoi CBS 271.37, 996 nucleotides long. RefSeq lists its product as uncharacterized. Gene Ontology annotation, molecular function: oxidoreductase activity. Bases 1 to 996 code for a protein of 331 amino acids. The record is from RefSeq and is a predicted model, not a curated record. The transcript has 2 exons. Lineage: Eukaryota; Fungi; Ascomycota; Eurotiomycetes; Chaetothyriales; Herpotrichiellaceae.